UAUGUCUUCUUUUCAUUCAGCUUAAGUCAUAGUACAAGUUGUUUCCCAAAAACCUCCAAUUGUCACUAUUUCCCUCAAUGAGCAAAGCUUCAAUUGGAAGCUUGAAAUAAAAACUCAAAAUCAUCCAAUUCAUUUAUUCUCUCUUGCGAAAGUCAUGAAGAUUAACCCACCAAAAAUUAAUUUGACCCACUGGUUUGAUUUAGUUGCUUUGUUCUCAUCCAUGGCGUCAAUGGUGAAAAAUCAAUGUGAAGAGGGCAUGCAAAACCUUGAAUGAGAUAAAUAUGAAUUUUGAAAUUUCACAGGUAUUUUAUCAAAACCGGAUAUCAAGGGAUUUCUAUAUAUAUAUAUAUAUAUUUAAAUCUGUUUAUAUUAUCUGAUUUAUAGAUAUUAAUUUUUAUAAUUUUUUUUCCACAAAACAUGGUUAUUAUUUUUUAAAAUCAGUUAUUUUCACAAAAAAUUAAUAGAUAAUAUUGUAGCAUUUAAUUUUUUUUUUUUAAAAAAUUUACAGCGAUGAAUCUGGAGUUCUACCGCAAUUUCUGGGAGAAUUUUACUGAUUUCUGUCAUUUUGUUUUUUUAAAAAAAGUUAUUUAUAUAAAUAGCGUUUUGUCAAUUUUUUUAAAGUUAAUUUACAUUGCUUGCGUUUUGUUUGUUGCAAAUCGCGUUUCAAACCGAGAUCACAAUGUACAAGGUGGUCUCGGGUCUACCUACAAAUUUGCGCCGCGCCACGCCACGCCAAAAGAAAGAAGGAAAUUACCCCCUUUUCUUUAGUUUUCCCCUUCAUCCUCCCUCUCACUCUCAGCCCACCGAUCUCACAAAUCAUCGGCGGCCACAUUGUCUCUCUCGUCGGAAUACGUGAAAAUUGAAGUUGAUCAUCAGCCACACCAUGAAUCCUCUGAGCAAAAUUAAGUUCACAAAACAGCCUUACAUCGAAGAAGAUGACACUCGUCAAAUAGAAAGCAUCGAUUUUUCGAUGUUUUCGGCAUCGGAGAUGAGUAAGAUUGCAGAAGUUGAAGUGUUUCGUGGCGUUUACUAUGACAGGAACAAAAAGCCGGAGAAUAACGGUCUUUUGGACCCCAAAAUGGGGCCUCCAAACAAAAGUGCUGGUCUUUGUGCUACCUGUCAUGCAAAAUUUGAAGAUUGUCCAGGCCAUUACGGAUAUUUACCUCUUGCAUUACCUGUUUUCAACAUUGGAUAUAUCAACGCCAUACGUGAUAUUUUAAAGUGUAUUUGCAAGUCUUGUUCACGUAUUCUGUUAUCAGAAGAAGUUUGUCGUGAAUAUUUGAAGACGAUGAGGAAGCUAGAUAGAUUGCACAAGAUUGAUCUGACAAAGAAGAUUAUGAAGAUGUUUGCCAACAAAAAAGAAAUAUUGUGCUUCAGAUGUGGAUACGUGAAUGGAAAAGUGAAGAAGGGUGGAUCUCAAUUGGCGAUAGUUCAUACUUUGCCAAACCAAGUUUGUUUAUACUUGCAGGACUGCGAGCUACUCUAUCUUGCUGAUCGACCUGAGAAGCUUAUAUUUACUAAUAUGUUAGUUCCUCCAAUGGCCCUUCGUCCUUCAGUUUUCAUGGAUGGAGGAACGCAAAGCAAUGAAAAUGACAUUACUGAGAGGUUAAAGAGAAUUAUUCAAGCCAAUAGUUGCCUUCGGCACAAAAUGGAAGAAUCAUGUAACUCACUCAGAUUUUUGGAUGACUGGAAUUACCUUCAAGUUGAAGUUACUCAAUACAUAAACAGUGAAGUUCGUGUUGCUUCACAAGGUCCGCAACCUACAAAGCCAUUGGCCGGGUUUGUUCAACGCUUAAAGGGAAAGCAUGGACGUUUCCGCGGGCACUUGUCAGGGAAGCGUGUUGAGUUCACUGGAAGGACUGUCAUAUCUCCUGAUCCAAAUCUGAAAAUUACAGAGGUUGCAGUUCCACUACUAAUGGCGACAGUCUUGACGUAUCCUGAACAUGUUAACCAUCAAAAUAUAGAAAAGUUGAAGCAGUAUGUGCAGAAUGGGUCAAAGAAGUAUCCAGGUGCAAAGUUUGUAGUAGAGUCAAAUGGUGAUCGGAGGGAUUUGUCAUUUGGUAACCGGAAAACGAUAGCUGAUGGACUGAAGUUCGGCUCUAUAGUUCAUCGUUACUUAGAAGAUGGCGAUGUUCUUCUAUUCAAUAGACAACCAAGCUUGCAUCGGAUGUCUAUGAUGUGCCAUAAAGCUAGAAUAAUGCCAUGGAGAACAUUGAGAUUCAAUGAAUCUGUUUGCAAUCCGUACAAUGCUGAUUUUGAUGGUGAUGAAAUGAACAUUCAUGUUCCACAGACUGAAGAGGCUCGGGCAGAGGCUUUGAUGUUGAUGGGGGUGCAAAACAACCUAUGCACUCCUAAAAAUGGUACCCUUUUGGUUGCUUCGACUCAGGACUUUUUGACGUCGUCAUUUCUAAUUACGAGGAAGGACACUUUUUAUGACCGCGCAGCCUUUUCUCUUAUGUGUUGUUACAUGGGAGAUGGAAUGGACGCGAUUGAUCUACCAACACCAGCAUUGAUCAAGCCAAUUGAGCUCUGGACGGGUAAACAGUUGUUUAAUGUUUUGGUGCGUCCGAAUGCAGAAAUCAGAGUAUUUGUUAAUCUCAUUGUAAAAGAGAAGAUUUAUACCAAACUUGAAAACCGCAAGCUAGCUUGUAGGGAGGAAACCAUGUGUCCUAAUGAUGGUUUUGUUUAUAUACGCAACAGUGAGUUAAUAUCUGGGCAGCUUGGAAAAGCUACCCUAGGGAAUGGCAAUAAAGUUGGCCUUUUCUCUGUUCUUGUUCGAGACUAUAAUGCUCAGGCUGCUGCUGCUUGCAUGAAUCGGUUGGCGAAAUUUAGUGCUAGGUGGAUAGGUAAUCAUGGGUUUUCAAUCGGCAUCGAUGAUGUCCAACCUGGGAAACUUCUGUCUGAGCAGAAGACGGAAAAAAUAUUGAUAGGCUACAAAGAAUGUGAUACAUUAAUCCAGUCCUACAAUGAGGGAAAGCUAACUCUCAGGUCUGGCUGUGAUGCAUCCAAAACUCUAGAGGCUGAAAUAACAACAAAUUUGAAUAGAAUUCGUGAAGAAGCAGGGGAGGUUUGUAUGCAACAACUCCACUGGAGAAAUAGUCCCUUGGUAAUGUCACAAUGUGGUUCAAAAGGAUCACCAAUAAACAUUAGCCAGAUGGUUGCAUGUGUUGGUCAGCAAGCAGUCGGAGGCUGUCGAGCACCAGAUGGCUUCAUUAAUCGCAGUUUACCACAUUUUCCUAUAAACUCAAAGACCCCCACGGCGAAGGGAUUUGUUGCCAAUUCAUUCUACACUGGCUUGACAGCCACAGAAUUCUUUUUCCAUACAAUGGGAGGACGAGAAGGCCUUGUAGAUACAGCUGUAAAAACUGCUGCUACUGGUUAUAUGUCACGUAGACUUAUUAAAUGCUUAGAGGAUCUAUCUGUGCAAUAUGACAUGACUGUACGGAAUUCCAGUGGAUGUAUCAUUCAGUUUCUUUAUGGUGAUGAUGCAAUGGAUCCAACUCAAAUGGAAGGGGCCAAAGGAUUUCCUCUGGAUUUUGAGAGAUUGCACUUGAAAGUUGAGGCUACUUGUCCUGCUGGAAGAACUGAGAAAUUGUCUCCUUCAGAGAUUUCUGAAUUUAUAAAUAGCAGGCUUUCAAAAGAUGAAGUAACUUCUUGUAAUUUUGGGUAUGAAGCUUUCAAGAAGAAGUUGUUGGAGUUCUUCGGAAAAAGAAGAUGUCAUGUUUCUAUCAAGCAGCUACAGGUGUUUCUAGAUGCCUGUAUCUCUCGUCUCCACUCAAAAGGGAUUGAACCCGGAACUGGAAUAGGAGCAAUUGGAGCUCAAAGUAUUGGGGAGCCAGGGACACAAAUGACAUUGAAAACUUUUCACUUUGCUGGAGUUGCCAGCAUGAAUGUCACCCUUGGAGUUCCACGUAUCAACGAAAUUAUAAAUGCGAGCAAAAAGAUAAGUUUUCCAAUUAUCAUGACAGAACUUGAGGAUGAUCUGAGUAUGGAGAUUGCACAAACUGUAAAAGGUCAAAUUGAGAAGACGGUUUUGGGUCAGGUUGCCAAGUGUAUACAGCUUAUAAUUGAAUCAGUUAAAGCAUCUAUAGUUGUUAAACUUGAUAUGGAGAAAAUCAAGUCUUCACGGCUGUUUAUAAAUGCUCAUAUUGUCAAGGAGAAAAUUUUAAAAUCUCUGAGAAUGCAAAAGAAUAACAAGCUGAUUGUUAUAGUUGUUAAUGAUUCAAAGUUGGUUGUCUCGGUGGAGACUCAAAAUAAAAAUGAUGCUCAUUUUGUACUUCACUGGGUGAAAAAUAAACUGCCCAUGGUUGUUAUCAAGGGUAUACCUACAGUUGAACGUGCAGUUAUUCCUAACGAGGACGAGAGAAACAAGAAGCUCAAUUUGAUUGUUGAAGGAACUGGUCUAAGGGAGGUGAUGGGAGUUCAUGGAAUCAAAGCAUGCAAGACAGAUAGCAAUCAUGUAAUUGAAGUGCAACAAACACUUGGAAUAGAGGCCGCGAGGAGUUGUAUCAUCAAAGAGAUAAAAAAAGUCAUGCAAAUCCAUUCAAUGGAUGUGGACACACGGCAUAUGAUGCUUCUUGCUGAUGUGAUGACAUCUAAGGGAGAGGUUUUGGGAGUGAACAGAUAUGGAAUAGCAAAGAUGAAAGAUAGUGUGUUGAUGCUGGCAUCAUUUGAGAAGACUGACUAUCAUCUCUUUAAUGGUUCUUUAAAUGGGAGGAAGGAUAAGAUCGAAGGAGUUGGUGAACGUAUCAUCAUGGGGGUACCAACGGAGAUUGGCACUGGAAUUAUCAAAGUUAGACAGAGAACCGAUACUCUGACAACUCUAAAAUCUGGACGAGCUCUGCUAGUAUCUUGACUAAACCAGUUGGAGUCUGACAAUCAUCGAGGAAACAACAUUAACUUGCCACUGGGGACUAACAGGUCAUAGGUACUAAUUCAUUGGUUUUAUUGGUAAUCUUGGUUCUCUAGAGCGUUUUAAAUCCAUAUGCCUUGUUUGAUCUGUAUAGAACUUAUAAACAUUUUAUGCUUUUUUGGUCGACCAUCUUAUCAUUCGGGCUUCGUUGCAUGGUUGCUUGAUAAUUUCCAGAAAUGGUUUUUCUUUUUAUACUUCAGUCAUAUGUGAAGCAAAGCCAAUCAGGCAAUCACCUAAUCUAAUCUAUAAAUCAGUGGAGAAAAAUCUCUUUUUGUUUGUCA
Beta vulgaris subsp. vulgaris (sugar beet) is the source of this 5193-nucleotide messenger RNA. RefSeq names its product DNA-directed RNA polymerase III subunit 1. NCBI's taxonomy places the organism in Eukaryota, Viridiplantae, Streptophyta, Magnoliopsida, Caryophyllales, Amaranthaceae. The record is from RefSeq and is a predicted model, not a curated record. The coding region runs from base 884 to 4855 and encodes 1323 amino acids. Gene Ontology annotation, biological process: DNA-templated transcription. Gene Ontology annotation, molecular function: DNA binding; DNA-directed RNA polymerase activity. The transcript is spliced from 27 exons.